Molecule: messenger RNA, 609 nt
Organism: Ambispora gerdemannii
Lineage: Eukaryota; Fungi; Glomeromycota; Glomeromycetes; Archaeosporales; Ambisporaceae
Source: the annotation of a GenBank genome assembly
AUGUUCCAUGUUUUAUAUAAAUUUUUCUCUACAAAACCAACAGUUAUUACUACUAAUAAUGAAAGUAAUGAUACCGAUACACUUAAUUACUCUACAUCCAAUAAUGAUUUUCCCACUGCGCCAAUUCUCUUCCAACAAUCUCCUUCUACACUUUACAACAACACCAACAAAAAAACAUGCACAAACUUUCAAGAGCGCCAAGGAGACUUGUUCACCGACUCACCACCAACCAACGCUCUCGUCCACUGUGUUUCACAAGACUUUAACAUGGGUGGCGGAAUCGCCCGAGAAUUUCGUAACAGAUUCAACAGCAUCAAAGAGCUCAAAUCACAACGAAAAAAAGUCGGGCAAGUCGCCUAUUUGAAUCGUGAUGGUCGUUACCUGUUCUACAUCAUCACGAAACGACGUGUGAACGAAUAUCCGACAUGCGAGAAUUUUAUGCGUGGGUUGAUUGAAUUAAGACAUGUUUGUGAGAAAUUUGGUGUGAAAGGGUUGUGUAUGCCGCGAAUUGGGACGGGGAUUGAUAAAUUAUCGUUGGAUUUUGUGAGGGAAAGUGUGAAGCAUGUGUUUGAUGGAAGCGAUAUUCAAAUUACCAUGUUUUUUCUUUAA